UACUACAGCAACGCAAACAAUUUGUUUCUAAUUUGCAAUUGUACGCCCACAAUUUGCAGGAAAAGAUUAACAUGCUUAGAAGUCUGACUCAAGAUAUUCAAGCUGCAUUACAAAAAGGAUGUUACAGCAUUGCUACAAAUGAGCAGCUGAAAAUAUUAUUGGGUCCAGAACAAAUUGAAUUUUUGAAGCAAAUACUGCCCGAGUUGCCUACAUACAAUGAUUUGGAUGAGGCCACUUUAGCUUUAGUUCGCAUACAAGAGACUUAUGCGCUAGAUACGAGGGAUAUGGCUAAAGGAUUUCUUGCUGGUGUACAAUAUGACAUAAAACUAACGCCCUGUGAUUGCGCUGAACUGGGCUUACGAUACUUAAACAUGGAACUGUAUGGGUAUGCACAGGAAUGGUCAACUUUAUCCCUUGAGCUGUUAAAUCAAACAGAAUUUCACAACAAAGCACCCAUAGCUGCAAUGCAAGAGUUUCGAAUAUUUGUAUUAUCUCAAGCCUUAAUUGGAGAAGAGAAUUUCGCUAGACUUUGUCGUUCACCGAAUCAAACCAUCUUAAGCUCAUCGCAUUUGCGUUGUUUUUAUAAAACAAAUGGAAAUUGGUUUCUACGUCUAGCGCCUUUCAAGUUGGAGCUGCUAUCGCUAGCUCCUUAUGUAGUUGUCUAUCAUGAUGUCAUCUCACAGGCAGAGAUCGAUGUGAUAGUAAAUGUAGGUCAGCCUGAGUACCUGGAAGCUAGUACAAUAGAUGAAAUACAUAGACCCAAAGUAUCAACAUAUCGCUGGGCCAAAGGUAAUUGGAUACCCACAGCCAAUUCCACUGAAGAACAGCAGUUAACUCUGGCAAGAAUACAGCAACGUAUUCGGGAUAUGACGGAGCUAGCAAUAGACCGUGGAAAACUGACAAAUUUUCAACUAAUAACCUAUGGAUUUGGUGGGCAAUACAAAAUACAUUUUGACUUUUCCGGAUUCUUUGAUAAUAAUGUGGCACUUAAAAAUCGCAUAGAUCUCAUUUUUAAUGAUCGUAUUGGCACAGUCUUAUUUUAUCUCAAUGAUCCAAAUGGUGGUGGUGCAACAGUUUUUCCCUUUCUAAACCUGAAGGUGGCACCAGAACGUGGCAAGGCCUUGUUUUGGCACAGUCUGGAUCCCAAAAGCUUCGACUAUGAAAUGGGCAGCUUGCAUGCCGGCUGUCCCGUGUUGGUUGGACAAAAAACGGUAUUGGUGCAAUGGAUACACGAACGAGAGCAAAUGUUUACUAAGCCCUGCUUCUAUGCUCCAGUAAGACGAACAUAUAACUACGACAUAGGAGGUCUAAGCUAAAU
Messenger RNA from Drosophila busckii, 1318 nucleotides. RefSeq names its product prolyl 4-hydroxylase subunit alpha-1. Lineage: Eukaryota; Metazoa; Arthropoda; Insecta; Diptera; Drosophilidae. Gene Ontology annotation, molecular function: L-ascorbic acid binding; protein binding; procollagen-proline 4-dioxygenase activity. The record is from RefSeq and is a predicted model, not a curated record. Gene Ontology annotation, biological process: peptidyl-proline hydroxylation to 4-hydroxy-L-proline. Gene Ontology annotation, cellular component: endoplasmic reticulum. The transcript has 6 exons. Bases 72 to 1316 code for a protein of 414 amino acids.